AUGCUGCUGCUGUUCCUCAGAUUGUGGAGAUUGAUGGCCGGCUGGCGAAUGGCAACAGCUUUGGCGAAGAAGAGCCUGCGCAAAGAAUCUUGUUUCAAUCUAACGGUCAUGAAGAGAAAGACCAAGAAUCGAAAGCCCACCGGCUUCGUGGCUCAGCCAAUGAAGGUGGGCUUCGAGGACUAUGACGAUGAUGUGGAAGAGGUGGAGGUUGACAAGACGCCCAAACGAAAGGUUCACGGCCGAACGCCCACGGCCUUCGUACCUAAAAAGGCUGCGAGUCCUGAUGUGGACUUCGACGAUGAUGCAGAGGACAUCUUGGUGGAAGAGGAGAUGACCGGACCCAAGCGAGCGGUGCACGGGCGGAAGGCUACGGCCUUCAUCCCAAAGAAGGCAGCAGCUCCAAACGUGGAAUUCGAAGCUGACGCACAGGAUGUUGAAGAGGUUGAAGUGGACAACACACCUCAGCGAAAGGUUAAAGGGCGACAGGCCACCGCGUUCGUGCCCAAGGCACCGAGUCAUGGUGCGUCCGUCGACUUCAGGGACGAUGCAGAGGAACUGGAAGCAGACGAUGAUGGAGGAGGUCCAAAACGCGCCGUGCACGGGCGCAAGGUCACUGCCUUCGUGAAAGCCAAAGCCGUGGGGGUUGAAUUCGAGGAUGAAGAAGAAGAUGUCGAAGAGGUGGAGGUUGAUCAGACUCCCAAACGAUCAGUUCACGGGCGGCAGGCGACCGCCUUCGUGCCCAAGUCCAAAGUCCGCGCGUCGCCACAGGUGGGCUUCAACGAUGGCGCCGAGACCCUCGAGACCGAGGAAGACCCGGAGGCCUCGGGUCCCAAGCGCUCGGCGCACGGGCGAAAGGCCACGGCCUUUGUGCCCAAGGCGCGGGCAGCUCCCGGAGUCAGCUUCAACGAUGAUGCAGACCAGGUUGAAGUGGAACACGAAGGAGAAGUGCCCACCCGCUCUGCACAUGGCCGGAAACCAACGACUUUUGCGCCCAAGGGAGUGGGAGCCCUGGCGUUGCCUGAGUCCUUGUAUGAUGCGCUGCUGGUGGAUCAGAAUGCCACACUGGAUGAGAUCAAGCUGGCUUUCAAAAAGCGUGCGCUGCAGGUUCAUCCAGACAAGGGUGGCAGCAAGGAGGCCUUCCAUUUGGUCUACCAGGCACUUGAGACCUUGGCUGACCCAGAAGCUCGCAAGAAGUAUGACCACAGUCUCUACAUCAGGGAGUCCGGAAACAUGCCACGGCAACGACCUGGGGACGUUUUGGGAAAAAAGACGGCUACGUGGAAACCUUGCCAUCCCACUGCGAAGGAAGCGCAAUCAAAAAGGCGCGCUCCAAAUCCCAAAGGGAAGUCGAGGAGGCCCAGGGGGAACACAGGAAGUGAACCAUCACCUCAAGCACCCCAGUCCAAGCAAACCAAGCUCUUGAUCAAGAUCCGUGAUCUCUUGAAACAGUUGCCUCGAGACGUGCGGAAUGACGCGAUCAGCAACGAUUUCUCUCAGAAGCAGCGGCUGAUUCUGGAGAAAUGGAUGGUGGAUUCCUCAUCACAGGCCCAUAGCGCUACAGAAGCAGCACCGUUGACAUUAGCUGGUCAAGAAAGUUCUGCGAGCAGUGUGCAGGAGACGACUGAAGAUAGAAUCUAUAGAAGGGAUGUGGCAAAUGGUGGAGGUUGCAAUGUUGUGGCUGUUCUGGUCUACGGCAAAGUGGGCAGGGUUUGCGCUGCAACUGAGAUGCCUGCAGCCAAGCGGCCUGCUAUGGCCAAGCUUCGAGACAAGAAGAACGAUGCAAAGAAAAGAGUCCGAAGUGGGUGCGGGUCGCUGCACAAAUGCUAUGCUGCAAAGUGUCCUUCGUACGCUGCUCGCAUUUGCUUUGACAAUGUUGAACUCUUUACGCGAUACAGUGAUUUACAAACUGCUUUGGAGCACUUGGUGAUUUUAACCUCUGUCAAGCAGAAGGUUCAGGAUGGCACAGGAUUGCCUGCAAACUUCGAAGAACGCUUGCAAACGGCCCUGAUGUCUUCUGCGCAGGAACACGGGAAACAAAUUGAAGACCUGAAGGUUCGUUUUGCAGUGCAUCAAAGAGCCGGUAUCUUCAUUGGCCACCACUCAAUGCUGAAAUCCCCUUGUGUGCGCAAUGUUGAAGCUCUGAGAAAACUACGCGAUUUACUGGACCCUUUUCGCGCAUAUGCCAAAAAACACUUGCAAGGUGCCAAGAUAUUUUGGCAGUAUAGCCCAGCCCAUGUUGAACAUGCUUGGGAACGGUUUCAACAGGCAGUGGCUGACGCAUGGAAAGUUGCAGGGGCAGACAGCACGCUUGUCAUGAAGACGGUCCGUGCUGGACAUGCCGCUACGGCGAAUUCUCGCACAAAAGCUUUGCAAUCUUGGGAGAGGCAGCACAUGGCCAAGGAGGACAAGAACAAACACAGACCAAGGAGUUUGCGAGACCGGAACACCAAGUACCUGGAGUGUCGGGAGCGGCUACGAAUGGCAAGGCAGGACAAGAAUGAGCACCGCCCAAGGGGCUUGCGAGAGAAGAGCAGUGCAAGCUGCUUGGAGCUGUGGGAACGUGAGCAGAUGGCAAUGCAAGAUCGGAGCCGGCAUUGCCCACGGCGACUGCGAAGUUCUUUCCAGAAAUCAUUUGCUGACAAUAUUUUGUCGAGGAAGCUGUUGGCUUUGAAGACACUUCUUGCGAGAUGGGAGCGUGUACUGAAAAGGCAGGCGUGUUUUGAAGACAAAGAGUAUCGCAAAGCUUUGCGACUGCGACAGUUGCAGCAGAGAAAGGACAAGGAAAAGCAGAGGCGACUUGAAGCGCUGAACCAAAAGCGGAUCCGUGAGGAAGAACGCUUGAGAAGAGAAGUUGUUCGGAAACGGAUGAAAUCCAGUGACUUCAUGGAUGAUAUUCCGUGGGUUUGAUCGGACUGAACGAUGAUGAGGGGG
Messenger RNA from Cladocopium goreaui, 2931 nucleotides. Lineage: Eukaryota; Dinophyceae; Suessiales; Symbiodiniaceae. The record is from the annotation of a GenBank genome assembly.